Molecule: messenger RNA, 1566 nt
Organism: Beauveria bassiana ARSEF 2860
Lineage: Eukaryota; Fungi; Ascomycota; Sordariomycetes; Hypocreales; Cordycipitaceae
Product: cation efflux family protein
Exons: 3
Coding region: 1-1566 (521 amino acids)
Biological process (GO): transmembrane transport; zinc ion transport; intracellular zinc ion homeostasis
Cellular component (GO): membrane; Golgi apparatus
Molecular function (GO): zinc ion transmembrane transporter activity
Source: RefSeq, a predicted model, not a curated record
AUGGCUGCUUCCUACACACUUCCCUCGUCCGCGCUACCUCAUGCUCACCAGAAACAUAUGCAUUCGCAUUCCCAAUCGCAGUCGUCGCUGAGUGCCUGGAGGGCCGGCUCGACCGAGAAUCUCGCUCCCGCCAUCGAGGAGCAUCAGGACGAGACUUUGAACGACCACACGCACUCGCACACACACACGCACUCGCACUCGCACUCGCACGCCCACCAUGCCCGAACCGGAUCACAUGUCUCCAAUCGCGGCACUGCUCUCACCAGAGACCGUCCGCGCCCUGCCUCGCUCGACGUCAUGGACGGCUGGACACACGAGAAGACGAUGAGCGGCAAGAGCAUCAUAGCGCAUGAUGGUGAGCUUACCUCGGCGACGCCAUACUCGCCACCACGACAGAUGCACAAUACCUUGCACACCCUGCCGCACGACGCCAAUGCCGAGCGCUCCAUGUUCACCGCGGCUCUGCUACCAUAUACCGCCAAGUUCCCUAUUAUACAUGCGAUAAUGACGGAAAAAGACUCGAGGAGAAUCUUCUAUUUCAUGAUACUCAAUUUCAGCUUCAUGGCUGUUCAAGCCUUCUACGGUUACCUGACCGACUCGCUUGGUUUGCUGAGUGACAGCAUUCACAUGUUUUUCGACUGUGUUGCCUUACUCGUUGGCCUCUUGGCCGCCGUCAUGAGCAAGUGGCCCCCUAGUCAAAGAUUUCCGUACGGCUUUGGCAAAAUCGAAACACUCAGUGGCUUUGCCAACGGUAUCCUACUCAUGCUAUUGAGUUUGGAGAUUGGCUUUGAGGCUUUUGAGCGACUUUGGGAGGGCACGAAAACGAAACGACUCGGCGAGCUUUUCAUCGUCAGCUCGCUCGGUCUCGCCAUCAACCUCGUUGGCAUGAUGGCUUUUGGCCACCACCAUCAUCAUGGUCACAGCCACGGCCACUCGCACUCUCAUUCACACGCCCAAGACCACGGACACGACCACGGGCACAGCCACGGGCAUUCGCAUUCGCACGACCUUCCUGAAGCCAAGCCUAGCGGAGGAUGUGGCUCCCACGACAACGAAAAUAUGCACGGAAUUUAUCUGCACAUCCUUGCGGAUACGUUAGGCAGUGUUUCGGUUAUUGUCUCUACGGUGCUAACCAGUUUUUGGGGUUGGUCCGGCUGGGACCCCCUUGCUUCAUGCUUCAUUGCCACUUUGAUCUUUCUCUCUUCGCAACCGCUUGUUAUCUCUUCCGCGAAGCGGCUGCUACUCAGCGUACCAGAAGACACCGAGUACAACCUACGUAAUGUCCUCGGCGGCAUCCUUCAGCAGCGCGGUGUUGUGGGCUACUCGGUGCCCAAAUUCUGGAAGGACGACAGAUCAUGGGGCGACGAGGGCGACAAGCUUGUCGGUGUUGUUCAUGUUACCACUGGCUUCGGCUACGCCUUUGAAGAUGUACGUGAUCGCGUACGCCACUAUCUGCUCAAGGAAGGCAUCGAUGCCGUCGUGCAAGUCGAGCGCGAGGGAGAUAACUCGUGCUGGUGCUCGCGCGAGCGUGGGCUGACGCAACCACACACGCCCAAGUCGUUUUAG